This is a messenger RNA of Rubroshorea leprosula, 1587 nucleotides long. The record is from the annotation of a GenBank genome assembly. Lineage: Eukaryota; Viridiplantae; Streptophyta; Magnoliopsida; Malvales; Dipterocarpaceae.
GCGGCGAAAAGGGGGAUUUUGUGAAGAGGAUUGGAAAAGAAGUUGGAAGACUAGGGACUAAAUCGAAGAAACAGGAAGUUGGAAGGGUGAAAUGCAUUGAAAUUCCUCAAACCCAAAAUCCAAAAUCCACAAUUAUCCAAACCCAAAAUCCAAAGGCCAAAGCCCCUAUUUGCACCCUCCAUUUAAUUCUUUUUUGUGGUUAACACCUUCCAAAAUUUUUCCUCCCUAUUCACACCCUUAACUUUUUAAAACCCGUAAAAAAACUCAAUAUUUUAAUGUGCCGUCAGGAAACUAUUAAAAAAUGCAUUAUGUGGCACCCAAAAAUUGACGUGACAUUAUGUGGCGUUUAUAAUCCAAUGUGGAUCCCUUUUGUUGAUGAUGUGGCUUAUUUUUUGCACACGUGGACGCCAUAACCCAAAUUUGGGUUCUUGGCUUGGAACCCAGUUCUGGGUUCUUGCAUGGAACCCAAAUUUGGGUUCUUGGCGGGGAACCCAGAACUGGUUUCCCCUGGAACCCACCAGGAACCCAAAUCUAGCCGCGUGUCUGCUCUGUUCUUCUUCUCGAUUCUUCCUCCUGACAAGCCCCCAAAGCCACCGACUCUCUCCCCCUUGAAAAACCCGGUGAGAUCUUGAUGAAUUUCUCCUUCUUUUCUUGUUCUUGAACCCAGAAACUCCUCCCUUUUUUGCUGGAAAUUCCAGAUCUGCUCUGCGUCUUUUCCCCCUUCUGUUGUUCGUCGGCUUCAGCUUGUGGGUUUGAAUUCUGGGCAUUUUUCGGGUAAGCCACAGCCAUGAAAAUCAUCUCUUUAGCUUUGAUUUGGCUUGGGUUACUCUAAUCUCUGUUUUGGUUCUUGAAUUUGGGUUAAUUCCGUGAGCUCCCCCCCCUGCACUUGCCGUCGACUUCUUCUCCCUGCUAGCUCCGGUUUUGCUUGUUAAAUUCCGGUUUUGAUCGUUCUGUCACCGUAGCACUUGGGUUAGCCUUCAGUUCUAUGCGAGUGAGGUAAGUAAAUUGUGGUAAAGCCCUUCGAUUUUAAAGCAUGUUUUAAACUGUUUUUGAGAUGGUGGCAAGGUUUAAAGUGAUUUUAAAUUGAUUUUAUCAGCAUCUGAAUGUGAUUAAACUGAAAUGGAAAUUGUGACGGUUUUUAUGAGAAUUUCACUGUUUUUCUGGAAUUGAGCAUGAUUGAAAUGAAAAGUGAGAAUUUCAUUGUUUUUCUGGAGUUAUUGCACCGAGCAUGAUUGGUUUGAAAUGAAACUGUUUUCAUUGGUAUUGAGUAGAGCAUGCCUAUUUGGAAUUGACUGAACUAUUUUGAUGAACUGAGAAUUUACAAAUUUUGAGUUUUCUGAUAAAUCCAUGCCCACAUGGAAAUUUUCCGGUUUGUUCUGAAAUUUGGGAUUGAUUGUGAAAUUCGGGUUUUCUGUAAACUCUGCAUGGUUUUGUCUCGGAUAUAGUCAUGAUUACUGAUUACUGUGCCCGCUAGUGGGAGGUUUAUAAACGCUAGCACAUGUCGACAUGUUUACUGAUAGAACCGGUUCACCCUACCAAUGGGGUUAAACCUUGGUAAUUACUGUCGCCUGCUAGUGGGAGUUGUAA